AUGGAGUCCCACCAGAACAAGAGCCAGAGCAGCAACACAGACAAACAUCAUCAACAAACCACUGGUUCGACCCAUCUGGUCCCAUUCAUGGGACCCAACUCCGGUUCAAUGUCAGUAACCACCACCACAAACGCUGCCACCGACACUGUCAGAGGAAACACCAUCUCCGUAAAAAAAACCACCGCGAAACGACCGUCAAAAGACCGUCACAUCAAAGUAGACGGCCGUGGCCGGAGAAUACGUAUGCCGGCAGUCUGCGCGGCGCGUGUGUUCCAGUUAACUCGUGAGUUACAGCACAAAUCCGACGGCGAGACGAUCGAGUGGUUGCUCAACCAGGCGGAGCCGGCGAUCAUCGCCGCCACCGGAACCGGAACUAUACCGGCAAAUUUCUCAACACUCAACGUCUCUCUCCGAAGCAGUGGCUCAACACUCUCAGCUCCACCGUCAAAAUCAGCUCCGAUCUCUUUCCACAGCCUCUACGAUGGGACCCACAACAACAACAAUUCUUCAUCUUCAGAUGAUCCGACGUCAAGGAAGUUCACAGGAAGGGAGGCUCAAAACGCUGCCGUUUUCGGGUUUCAGCAACAGCUUUACACUCCUCAUCACAUCAUGACUGAUUCCAACUCUCUCCCUAAAUCAUUCCGUGAAGAAGAUCUCUUCAAAGAUCCUAAUUCUCUUCAACACGACAACACUGAAAGGCCAAGCUCGCCUAAACCCGGAUCCGAAGCAUCUGAUCAAGAUCCGGGUUCGGCGCGGUCGAGGACUCAGAAUAUGAUACCGCCGACGUGGGCAGUGGCGGCGCCAACGCCAACCUCCACGAAUGGAGGUAGUGCGUUUUGGAUGUUACCGGUCGGAGGAGGAGGACCGGCCUUGCAGGAUCCAUCCCAGCACAUGUGGGCGUUUAAUCCGGGUCGUUACCCGGGUCCAAUGGGGUCGGUACAGCUAGGGUCUAUGUUAGUGCAACAAGCAGCCGUGGGAGGUCAACAAUUAGGGUUAGGUGUUGUUGAUAGUAACAAUUUAGGGUUGUUUUCCGGCGGAGAGGGAGGUUAUGGAGGCGGUGGUAGGGUUGGUCUCGGAAUGAGCCUCGAGCAAAAACCUCAACCACAUCAGCACAAUCAAGUGAGUGACACUAGAGGAGACCAAAACCCUACUAUUGCUAGCUCUCCUUGA
Messenger RNA from Arabis nemorensis, 1170 nucleotides. The record is from the annotation of a GenBank genome assembly. NCBI's taxonomy places the organism in Eukaryota, Viridiplantae, Streptophyta, Magnoliopsida, Brassicales, Brassicaceae.